Molecule: messenger RNA, 3237 nt
Organism: Parus major (Great Tit)
Lineage: Eukaryota; Metazoa; Chordata; Aves; Passeriformes; Paridae
Product: L-selectin-like
Exons: 10
Coding region: 1039-2160 (373 amino acids)
Biological process (GO): heterophilic cell-cell adhesion; leukocyte migration; response to cytokine
Cellular component (GO): membrane; external side of plasma membrane
Molecular function (GO): sialic acid binding; oligosaccharide binding
Source: RefSeq, a predicted model, not a curated record
UUUUAUUCUGUAAGAACAAGCUGAGGCUCCAAAAUCAGAGCUCCAACAUGCACUUUGUAGACUCUAACUAUGAUUUACAGGUAUGAAGUGGGUGCUACCCUGUGGCCUCCUAUUGCUGCCAGUGCUUGUUGAGUCCUUUGCAUGUUCAGCCUCAUUAAAUCCUAUCCAUAAUGGUGAAUCUUUAUGCUUUAUUAAUCAGGAUAUACACAAUAAAUGUGCAUGAAUUCCUGGGGUAUUAUCUUGUCCACCUGAAAUAUUGUAUGUACCUUUUGAGGAGCUGUACUCUAUUGAGAUCAGGACAUUGAAGAAUACAGUCCAAAGGACUCUUCAAAGCAAGGUCUACAUUUCAAGCUUGACUGCUACAAGUGACUGAUGAACCUGUAUUGUGAAGGCUUCCAGCAAUCCUGGGGCUGGCAAACCUGACCACAAAUGAGAGUUCUGCACAGCUGGGAUCCACAAGGAACCAAACUUGUCCAAUGCUUGACCUUGUCCAGCGCUGCAGUUUCCAUUUUUACUCCAGCUUUGAGUGUUGGUGCCUUUCCUACCGAGAGACUGGAAGAACUGACACCUCCUUGCUGCAAAACAUUAUGCCAGGUAAAAAACUAGAAUCUGCUUAUUCAUGCAAUUAAUUCAAGCUAAUUGUCAUCCUCCCCCUUGACAUCCUGGAAUUGUGUGUUCCUGUCAGUAAAAGUUUGUGAUGUGGCACUUGGCAGUUUGUCAGCACAGCGCGUCUUUCUGGGAGAGCUGAUCUCGCAAGGGGAAACAUCCGUCUUGACCUGUGGGAGGGCCAGAUCCUGGGAUUUUCCAAGAAAUUUUUUUCCACACGGAAUUUCCCGUCUCGUGAAGGGCAGGCUAGUUGAGGGGAUAAAAGGCAGAGCGUUACAGAGUCCAGACACUUGGAGCUGAACUUGAUUUUCAAGGCUGGUUCAUCCAGUUAGCCACAGAACGCAGUUUUUUGGGAAGCAGCGCUGAGGAAUUCUGUCACCUGGACACUGCAGCUACAAACUCUGUCUGCUAAAAGAGAAAACUCUCAGAAACAUGAUUUGCUUGCAGUUCCUCUCUCUUCUUACCUAUGGACUUACAGUGCUGCAGGGGGUGAAUGGGUGGACAUACCAUUAUUCAGACACAAACAUGACCUACAGGGAAGCAGAGUUGUGGUGCAGAAGGAAGUAUACUAACCUGGUUGCCAUCCAGAACAAGGAGGAAAUCAAUCAUCUCAACGCCUUCCUACCCUUCAAUCCGGGUUACUACUGGAUUGGAAUCAGAAAAGUUAAUGGUGUGUGGACCUGGACUGGAACUAACAAGGAACUGACAGAAGAAGCAAGAAACUGGGCUUCAGGGGAGCCAAAUGGCAAAGGGAACAACGAGGACUGCGUUGAGAUCUACAUCAAAAGAGGGAAGGAUGAUGGCAAAUGGAAUGAUGAGAAGUGUGAGAAAAAGAAGGUUGCCUUGUGCUACACAGCUUCUUGCAACCCAUCUCUCUGCAGUGGCCAUGGAGACUGCAUAGAAACUAUCAACAACCACACCUGCCAUUGCAACCCUGGGUUCUAUGGGCCUGAAUGCGAGUUUGUCAAGAGUUGUGAUCCACUAAAGAAACCUGAUCAUGGGAGCCUUGAGUGCCACCAUCCAUUGGGGGAUUUCAACUACAACUCAUCCUGCACAGUUCAUUGUGAGGAGGGCUAUGAGCUGACUGCACUGGACUCUGUUCACUGUACCUCUGCUGGGGUCUGGUCUGCCCCCCUUGCAGCGUGCAAAGGUGAGCUUUCUGCACUGUACACAGCCCUAGUCAUACAAUGUGAAGCACUGAGCUCUCCUGAGAAAGGCUCUAUGGAUUGCUCCCACGGGGCUGGGAUUUUCACAUACAACACCUCCUGCCACUUCAGCUGCCUUGAAGGAUGGAGUCUCAAUGGCUCUCGUGUUCUUGAGUGCAGCCAUUCAGGAAACUGGAGUGCCAGCCUGCCCACAUGUGAAGCCUCUGACCAAGCCAGCUACAUCUCUGUGGGCAUAGCAGCCACUUCUGCCUCUCUGCUGUCCACAGCAUCAUUCCUCCUUUGGCUUGCAAAGCGCUUCCGGAGAAAAGCAAAGAAGUUUGUUCCUUUCAGGAACUCACAGGAAACAACCAGUGAAGGCAGUUUCCAAAGUGCUGGCGAGAAUGUCUAACUCAGAUGUUUAAGGAAUUGCAGCCACCUUCAGUUAUGUCUCAGAUUUCUGGAGAAUGAAACUGCCUGCAAAUCAGCAGCUGUCCAGAUGUUUUUACCUCUCUCUGACAAGAUGAUUGACCCUGUGUAUGAUUCAGAAAUCUUGAACUCAAGCUGUCUGGUAUUUCCAUUGAAGACAAGGAGAAAACUGGCCUUCUGGCCAAAUCCUGCCUACAUUCAGCCAUGCAGUUAUCCUAAACUGGGAGCUUGCCAUCUCCUGUCCAGAUGGUGAGCAAAUAGUGUGCUGCUGCCUAAAGAGGAGGCUGGUUCCUCCUCUGCUCCACUCAAAGGUACCGAGGUGAGGUGAAGACUUGCAUUAUUUCACAUCACUUACUACACUGCUGGAGGUGUCUCCUCUGCACUCACAGGGGUGAUGCUUGCACAAACAGAAGAAUCAGGAUGAAAAAAUAUUCACUGAACAGCUUUGAAACUGUUCAUCUGGUUUGUGGAAGUCAGUUCAUUUUUAAGAUGUCCCAGUCAAUAAUUAUGCCUGGAGUGAUAUGGAUUAUCACCCAAUUAUUUAGGUUUCUGCUGCAUAUCCCAGAAAACUUAGAUAUCCUUUUUUUCUUACACUAUAACAGCACUAGGAACCAUAGUGCUCACACAAGGUACUCUGGUUUCUGGACACAGCAGGUAGAUCUGAAAUUAUCUCAUCCCUGUGGGAUUGUGUACUGUAAUAUGUGUACAUACAUACAUAUUUAUUUGUGCAGCUUUUACUGUUGAUAUUUCUGUGCUCUUAACUGUACAUGUAUUGUAAAAUACUUGAGUAGGUCUCUGUGGCUGUUGAUCAAGUGAUCAGAAUUUAUUUUAAAAUAAAUUGGAGGUGUUUGUAAAGACUGCAUGCCUGCAUAAUGUUUAUGAAUGAAAUGGAAGACUGAGAUUUGCAUGUUUAUGUAUUGAAAAUACGAUUUUUUGAGCUGUUAAAAAGAUGAGACUCUCUCUUAAUUUAUGUUUAAGUUAUAUUUAUAAAUUAAAAAUCUCUCAUUUAACCCAAUAUGUAUUGUCCUAUUUGUAACAUUUUUUAAUAAAAUAUUUUCAA